Messenger RNA from Hypanus sabinus (Atlantic stingray), 6061 nucleotides. Its product is annotated as cleavage and polyadenylation specificity factor subunit 7-like. Gene Ontology annotation, biological process: mRNA alternative polyadenylation. Gene Ontology annotation, cellular component: mRNA cleavage and polyadenylation specificity factor complex. The record is from RefSeq and is a predicted model, not a curated record. Gene Ontology annotation, molecular function: mRNA binding. Bases 11 to 1630 code for a protein of 539 amino acids. Lineage: Eukaryota; Metazoa; Chordata; Chondrichthyes; Myliobatiformes; Dasyatidae. The transcript is spliced from 10 exons.
UUGUUUUAAAAUGGCGGUCCACUCGAACAUGGCGGUGCAUGGGCUGCUGCAGGCCGGAGCGGCCGGGGCUGGCAGCUCCGAGCAAGUACCGGGGGGCGGGCCAGAAAAUGAAAAUCAGAACCAGAUGGAUCUCUAUGAUGAUUUAAUUGAUGAUAUAAUAGGCGUACCUUUAGACAAUGGAUUUAACCCUAAAAAGGACAAUUGUAAUCUCCUGCCAGAGUGCUCAUCAAGUGAGGCAAUUGCUUCAAUGACUGAAGCUCCGGCUAGCACAACUCCAUCCAAACCUUCCGUUCUGGGUAAGGUUGCUGUUCCACUUCUUGAAAGGAGUCUGUUGAUUGGCAAUCUGACAUGGUGGACAUCUGCUGAUGACUUAGUAAGUGCCAGUCGUUCUGCUGGAGUAUUUAAUGUUAAUAACAUCAGAAUUUAUGAAGUUCCAAAAGGUGGUCAAUCAAAAGGAUUUGCUAAAGUGGAUCUGAGUUCUGAUUGGGAUAGUUACAGAUUGUUGGAAAUGAUCCCAAAGAGAAAAAUUCAUGGGAGGAUUCCUGAUGUACGGCCCUUUACCACAGCAAAUCGCCAGUAUUUUGAAACGCAGUUCAUACGUGCGGUGAAAAAAUCGAAGGCAUAUUCAUCAGGAAAUGAAGUAUUUAGUUGUGAUGGAAGUGAUCGUCAGUCUGCAUUUGAUUCUUUAAAAGAAACAGUUCAAGGGGAUUCAUCUCUUCAAGACCAGACCCCUUCACCAAUUGAACAGUCGGCAGUUAAACUAACAGCUUCGGUUGUUGGAAAUAAAUUCCAACCUGCUGCUUUCCUUUCUCCUAACUUUCUGUUACGGAACUUCAUUUCACUGGGUGUUUCGGCCAUGAGUAUUCCACGACUAGGUUUUGGCGGACAUGGUUAUCGUCAGUCGUUCCAGGUGGCUUGUGCUACUCCUGCGCCCUUCGUACCACCAAUCAACCCCGGAUUUUUUCCUUUUCGGAACAACUUAUUUCCACCUAUGUUUAAUCCAUACAGAGCUCUUACAAGGGAACCACAUUUUCAAGAGACCCUGCAAAGCAUGGAGAUCAGAAAAGAGCUUGAAAGAAGAGGGGCGAUUUUACCCAGUAAUGAGAGCAAAGAUGACUCUUCAGAAGAUUAUGGCAGUCUCCUUCGGCUUGUUUCUUUUGUUAAAAAGACCAAAUCAGUUACGCCUGAUAACUACAGGGAUUCGUUAAAUUGUCCUCCAAGCCAGCUACACGGAACAGAAUUGAAACAAUUUUCUUCAGGAUUACGGGAGUUGGAAUAUCCAAGGCAGCGAGAAAAUCAGAGAUCUGGAGAGAGAAGUGGAUCUGUGAGGGAUCGCUCCAGGAGUCCGAGUUCCAGUGAUGGUCACUAUCAAGAUAAAAAAAUGGAUUAUGAUCAAGAGCGGCAACAAAGGAUUCAUUGUGAUUAUUCUCCUCGGCGGGAUCACCAUUCAGACCGAAGUCGAGAUAAAAGGGACAGCUAUGGUCUAGAAGGGCCUUGUGACUCUCUGAGAUAUACCUCUAGAAGUGAUGAUCUCUGGCAUGUUUAUUCAGAAAAGAGUGGAAAAGGACACGAUUACAGUGAAGAAAAAUAUCUUAGAAAAAAAGAAAAGGACAGAGAGUACGAGUUUUGAUGCUGCGUCCAAUUCCAACUGCGUGGCAACGAAGGCUAUGUGCGCAGGAGCAGUUCUGUUACUGUGUGAAUGCACAGCUUAGAGAGAACAGCGGUAUGAACACCCUAUGUACUGAAUGAAUCAGUUACAAUAUCCCCACACUAACGUACCCUGCUCGCACUUGAUGUAGAGCCUCACAUAUCAUCAAAGGUAAUAUGUAUAAUAAGGGGGUCUGUGGCCUGUAUUAGAAGAUAGAGAACUCAGUGAUGGACCCAAAAACUUGCAAAAUAAUAUACAGCAUUUUUUAUUUAUUUUCAGUCGCUGCAGAGAUAAAGAAUAUCUUUAAUAAAAACUCAAACACAAAUGUCAAGGGAGUACAGGAUAAAUUCAGUGACCUAAAAUUAAGUCAGAUUAAAAUUUCAAUUCUAUUAACACACACCUGUUAUUAAAUAACAGCUUGUGUUGUUCGGCGGAACAUUGUGGGCACGCUAUGUUGGUGCCAGAAUGUGUGGUGACAAUUGUGAGCUCUUCCCCCCAGCAUAUCCUCGGGCGUGUUGGUUGUUAAUGCAAAUGAUGCAUUUCACUGCAUGCUUCAGUGAACAUGUGGUAAAUAAACCCGACUCUCUAUCUGAAUAUGGUCUUGCAGUUACAGAGGAAGUGCAGUGGAGGUUGCCAAAUGAAGUUCAAGGGCCACAACAAGGCAGAUUUGGAGAUCAGAGUUCAGGAGUCGGCAUGGAUGAACUGGGCCAAAAGGCCUGUCUCUAUACUGUAUGACCUCAAAUGUGUAUGAACACCUUAUGCUCUUGUGGGCUGCCCUAGCGCAUCCUUAGGUUGUGUUUGUUGUUAACACAAAUGCCGCAUUUCACUGUUUCAAUGUAUAUGUGAUAAAUAAACCCGAAUCUCUCAAAAAAAAACCCUUUCUGCAUGUCGUAGGAUUUAUUUCCCCAGUUUUUAUUUCCUCAGGACUGGGGAGGAAGCUAUUGGCCCAUUGAAUCUAUGCUAGCUCUGGGAUCUAUCCCAUUCUCACUAUUAACCUAUCGUCUGCUUAUCUGCAAACAGCACCAACAGCGCCAACCUCCUGCACUCGGGCAAUUUAAGCCUGCUGCUCUGCCUACUGUCUGUUGAGCUCAGCACAUCACUGGGACUCAGCUACCGGACGUGGAGACAAUCUACAACCCCUCGAUGCCUACGGCUCACUCGUAAUAUCCUCGAAGACCCAUCCCGUCCCAUCCUGGACGCUGUCUGUUCAAUCUCCUGCCAUUUGGUAGGAAAUACAAAAGCAUCUUAGCCAAGACAGUAAGACUGAAAACAACAUUUUCCCAAGGGCUGUUGUGCAGCUGAGUAAUGAUACACCCUGGCCCGACAAUGGCCUUAAUCGAAGUCACUUGUUGCAUGUAAAUAUGGGAAUUAAAAAAAAUACUGAACCCAACUGCAUGCAUUGUAAAUAUCUGUUUUGCACAGACUGGAGUGGCACCACAAUCUUGUUGUCUUGAGCAAAGACAAAAAUGUUCUAUUUAAAUUGGAACACCAGGGAAAAACCCAUGUGACAGGGAAACCCAUGUGACAUGUCACAGGGAAAUAUAUGCAAACUCCACACCUGUCAUCAGGCACUUAACUAUUUUAUUUAGAGAUUUACUUUGGAAUGUGGGAGAAAACCCACGUAUACAGGGGAAGGAACAUAGGAACUUUCUUACAGAUGAUGCCACCAUUGAACUCUGAACUCUGACACACUGGGCUGUAACAGCAUCGCGGUGACCACUACGCUACGGUGGCACCAAAGAUACACAGGAACCUAUAUUAAAUAUGACUAUAGAAUACAUACUUUCUUCUCGUAGCUCCUCAAGCUAUCGUAAGAAACCCACUCAUCACCACUGUAUGCGUAUGGAACUUCCUGUUCCUCAAGCCAGACCUUGGUGGCGCCUUUCAAAAAGUUGCAAACCUGUAAUGGUAAAGUGUAUAACUCCUUCAGUGUGCUUCACAGUUAAGUAUGUAUAGGGAGUUAUCAUAGAACGUGGAGCAGUACAGCACAUUGCAGGCCACUCAGCCCACAAUGUUGUGCCAACCCACAUAAAUCUACUCUGAACAGUUGUAAUCCUCGCCUCCUUCACAGCCCAUAACCCUCUAGAUUUUUUUUUACAUUCAUGUACCUACAAAUAGUCUCUUAAACACCAUCUAUGUUGUCUUGGAAAUGGAUUUUGAGGGGUGAUGUGACUAGGGUGAUUACAAUAUUACCAGGAUUCCUUAGGCUAAAUGCAAAGGUUUCUGUUAAUUUUAGGAAAAAUUAAGAACAAAAGCACAUUAAUGUUAUUUAGUCUGUGUUAGACAGCCCUUUGGGAGUGACUUCAUGAAUUGCUUCUAUGGGUCUGAAGUAGUAGAAGAAAUCCUCGAGGGGCAGUAUGGUAGCAUAUAAUGCUUUACAGCACCAGCGGCACAGGUUCAAUUUAUGAUUAUCUUUACUUCCAAAUGAAUCAGCAGAUGGUCUUUUACAAUCGGAGAGCAGUGUGAUGUUUUCAUAGGGAAUGUCUCAUAUCGGCUUGACGACAGCUAGCCGGUUACAAGAUGCAUUUUGGAAUCCUCGCAGACCUGGUGUACACAUCAGUAUUUGGAUUGUAAACAGUUACUAAACAGUUCUAUUUAGGAGCAAACAUUGUCUUUUUGAAAAUUUAAUAUUAAUAAUUUUCAGCAAGUUUUCUAAAAUGCUUCAUUUAUUUCAUUCUGUCUUUGUUAUAUUUUUAAUAGUAAAACAGUGAAUGCAUGUGAAUAGACAACAUGAGUCAUCUUUUUUUCCUUUGGGAAAAAAAAGUCCAUGAUUAUUGUUACACAUUAUUUUAUCAGUGAUUAACAUCUGCUCAACAUUAUCAUAGGACACAAGAGAAUUUGCUUUUAGAAGAACCUUUGGCAAUUUGGGCACAUGCUCUCAAAAAGGCUUGCCACCUUAGGCUAGAUCAUCACCAUCAUUAUGUGCUGUGUCUUGUAACGUGGGUGAUCAUGGUCUUGGAACCGUGAUUGUUCUUGGCAAUUUUUUCGACAGAAGUGAUUUGCCAUUGCCACCAUCUGGGCAGUGUCUUACCAAGACUGGCCAAUAUCUGUACUGUUCAGAGCUUGUGUGCCAGGAAUAAGUGGUCGCAUUUAUCAGGACGUGAUAUGUACCGGCUGCUCUUACAACCAUCCACCACCUGCUCUCAUGGCUUCACCUGACCCUGAUCUGGGGGUGGGGGUGUUACAAGAGUGACUUGCAGGCUAGUGGAGGGAAGGAAUACCUUUCACCUCUUUUGGUAGAGACAUACCUCUAUCCUGCCACCCUACCUGGGCUAGAGGGUGAGGGAAUUGCAGGUGGAAGUUCCAAGGCAAGUUAUGAGGCAAUGUUUUUAUACAGAGACUGGCGGGUGGCUGGAGUGUGCUGCCAGGAGUGGUGGGGGAAGUAGAUACUGUAUCACUGUUUAAGAAGAGUUUAGGCCAUGGGUUCCCAACCCAGGGUCUACAGACCCCUUGCUUAAUGUUAUUGUUCUAUCAUGAUGAUGAAAUAAUCUUUCAUAUAAUUAUGGGAGUUAUAGCUCUUUUCACUGAAAUUGAGUAAGACUACAACUAUAGGUCAUGGGCUAAGGGCGAAGGGUAAAAUGUUUAAGGGAAUUCACUCGAGUGUGGAAUGAGCUGCUAGCGUAAGUGGUGGAUGCGGGUUUCAAUUACAACAUUUAAGAGAAAUUUGGAUAGGUACUGGAUGGGAGGGCUAUGUCUGGGUGUAGGCCAAUGGGAUUAGGCAGAAUAAUGGUUCAGCAUGGACUAGAUGGGACAAAGGGCCUGUGUUUGUGCUGUAGUGUUCUACAACUCUAAAUCAGGAGACCAAGGGCCUCUCAGUUAAUGGUCGGGGUCCAUGGCAUAAAAUAAGUUGGGAACCCCUGCUCUAAAACAACCAUGACUGAAUGGGCCAAUUAGCAUAAUUCUGCUCCUAUGUCUUAUGGUCUUAUAAUUUACUUGCCACAGAAUACCUAACUGUCAACUUUGUUUCCUGUGUUGUGACACUAAUUACUCAUACCAACUGUAAGUAAGCUAGAAUGUUAAUAGCAAUUAUAAUGAUUACAAUGAUGGUUCAUAAUUCAAAGUGAAUUUAUUAUCAAUUUUUCUGUCACCAUAUGCUACCCUGACAUCCAUUUUCUUGCGGGCAUUCACAGAACAAAAUGUACAAUAGAAUUGAUGGAAAACUGCACACGAAGACUGACAAACAACCAAUGUGCAAAAGAAGACAAACUGUGUAAAUAUAAAUGAAAAAUAAUAAUAGUAUUAAUAAAUAGUAGAUCAUUAGAGUAAGUUUUAUAAUGAUACCACUCAUGUGUCACUGUGAUAAGUAAACCAUGAAUUUACACAUUAGGGACCUGUUGUGUUGCUUGAUAAUAAAGGUUACAAUAGGUAAUAAUAAAGUGCAUUCCUUUUUUGUAAAAUUGACAAAGUGCUGAG